This is a messenger RNA of Letharia lupina, 1383 nucleotides long. RefSeq lists its product as uncharacterized. The transcript has 2 exons. The record is from RefSeq and is a predicted model, not a curated record. NCBI's taxonomy places the organism in Eukaryota, Fungi, Ascomycota, Lecanoromycetes, Lecanorales, Parmeliaceae. Bases 1 to 1383 code for a protein of 460 amino acids.
AUGGCGGGCACUGCGGUAGCCGCGCAAGAAUAUUGGGGCUAUUUGAUCCAACCGGACAAGUCUCCGACACCCGUAUUCGAGCAGCUAUUGCUUGGAGUCGCAAACUACAUCAACAGACACAUUGCGCCUUGGGACAUCCAGACGCUUACGCCCGCCAAGCUCGCAGCCUUCUACCGCCUCGUCGGUGGUGACUACGACCCUCUCUUCCUCGAGACCUCGCAAACCUCGCUCUCCUUCAUCUACCAAUCCCUCGGCUGCUACCAUACUCUCCAACCAGAAAAAGAUCCCUACACACCCCCUACAAUACCGUCUCUGACCCCUGCGGGCUUCGUACGAUGGCAGACGGUCCAGCUGCUGCUGGAGCCAGAAGAGCAUGUGCCAUUUUUGCAAGAGGCGGUGAAGAGGUUCGAUCUCACGAACCCGGCGGAUGGCGCGCCGUUUCCAAGUAUACUACCCAAGGAGAGUCUACCGUGUCAGCCGGAUAUAGAGAUGGUGGAGUGGCAUGAGACUGUGGCGGAAAAGCUGAUGUUGGAAGCCCAGGCGUCGGCGGCAAGGGCGAUGCCUCCAAGACCUAAUCUCGCGUUGAGUGACAUCGAUUUGGAGAGCUCGAGGGAUACUUCGUCGGUGGAUUCGUAUUCGGGUGUCGAUGCUGCGCAUGGAGCUGGAUAUUUCAGCCAUCCUCGCGCCAACAAUCGCGGCCCACUGUUCGUUCAGGUCCCAUACAGAGUACGCCCACCACCACAGUAUCCCAAUCAAGAGCCUUGGUCCCCUGAGCGCCGCCGUAGCAGUCUACCCGACGAUAGAGCCUACCCAUCUUCGUGGCCUCGUGACGGGCCUACGCCUACGAACUACGCUCCUCCACCACCACUACCGCCGCCAAAUAGCCAUCCUCAACAUCAUCUUACACAUCCACAUCACCAUCCCCACGUCCGUCCACGCCACACCAGAAUCCCAAGCGACAUCUCCAUCACGAGCUCUGACACGUCGGACACAUCGAGCAUGACCACCAGCUCUGCCUCCAUGAGUCCAGUACGCUACCACGCCAAGCUCCACUCUCCCUCAGGCCCAUCUGGCCCUCGACGUCAUUCUUCAACUGUUCCUCCACAGCGUCCUGCACAAGGUUACUCACCCUAUCAAAGGCAGCCUUCCAGCCCCUCGCCCUCGAAAGCAAAGAACGUGCGAUGGCAGGAUAUGGACGACGUGUUCGAUGCGCCAAGACACAACAUCCCAAGGAACCGUAGUAUGGAUUUGAGAGGGAGGGGGGAUCCAAGAAAUGAGUACAGAGUAGAGGACCAGAGGAGAGGAGCGAGGUCUGUGGGGCCAGUGACUGGGGUUGGUGGGAGGAGGUAUGCUCCUAAUGGGAGUGCGAUGGACUGGAGAUAA